GAGGGAGUGAGCGGUCAUCAUGGCCACUUCAGAGCGGAGCUGCCAGGUGACCGAGCAGAACUGUGAGCGCCGAGAGGCCUUCUGGGCUGAGUGGAAGGAUCUGACACUGUCCACACGGCCCGAGGAGGGUUGCUCCCUGCAUGAGGAGGAUGCCCAGCGGCGGGAGACCUACCACCGGCAGGGGCGGUGCCAGGCGCUGGUGCAGCGUUCCCCCUGGCUGGUGAUGCGGAUGGGCAUCCUGGGCCGCGGGCUGCAGGAGUACCAGCUGCCCUACCAGCGGAUGCUGCCGCUGCCCAUCUUCACCCCUGCCAAGGUGGGCGCCACCAAGGAGGAGCACGAGGACACCCCCAUCCAGCUGCGGGAGCUGCUGGCACUGGAAGCAGCCCUGGGUGGCCAGUGUGUGGACCGCCAGGACGUGGCCGAGAUCACCAAGCAGCUGCCCCCUGUGGUGCCUGUCAGCAAGCCCGGCGCCCUGUGUCGCACCCUGUCUCGCUCCACGUCCCAGGAGGCACAGAGAGGCUGAGAGGGACGGUGACUUGGGCUCCACAGUGCCUGCCCUGGGCUGGGCCCUUCCUGGCUAGGACCACGGAGGGGAGCUGCUGGCCAUGGAAGCUUUGUAGUUUGCCCAGAGUUGGGGGCUAGGGGAGGUGGGAGCCAGAGGCCAGGAUGCCUGGGUCUCCUGAGUUCCCACAGGGAGGGAGCAAAGACGGUGGGCACUAAGGGCGGAGUGCUGGGGGCCAGCACAGCCGAGUACCCCCAGGAGGAAAGGCAGAAAAUGCUGGUGAGGGUAAGAGGUCCCUGAGAGGAGUGACCCCAGUCCAGAUUUCAGCUUCAGAGAAGGAUGAAGAAAAAGCAUAAGGGGAUCUGGAAUGCUCAGGGAAGGAGGCCUGGAGAAGACCGGAGGGAGGGGACGCGAAGAGGGCCGAGGCAGGGUGGAGCCCCCAGCACCCUCUGGUAGCGCUGCAAUAAAUGCUCAGUCACAUGCCAGA
Lipotes vexillifer (Yangtze River dolphin) is the source of this 989-nucleotide messenger RNA. RefSeq names its product titin-cap (gene TCAP). Gene Ontology annotation, cellular component: Z disc. The transcript has 2 exons. Gene Ontology annotation, biological process: cardiac muscle contraction; cardiac myofibril assembly; cardiac muscle tissue morphogenesis. Lineage: Eukaryota; Metazoa; Chordata; Mammalia; Artiodactyla; Lipotidae. The record is from RefSeq and is a predicted model, not a curated record. The coding region runs from base 20 to 523 and encodes 167 amino acids. Gene Ontology annotation, molecular function: titin binding; protein-macromolecule adaptor activity; structural constituent of muscle.